Molecule: messenger RNA, 1749 nt
Organism: Rotaria sordida
Lineage: Eukaryota; Metazoa; Rotifera; Eurotatoria; Philodinida; Philodinidae
Source: the annotation of a GenBank genome assembly
AUGACAACGACAAAAAGUUUUAUUGAUCCAAAAGAGCAAUUAGUUAGUCUUGCUGGAUUAGAUCAAAGUAACAAACAACUGCGUGAAAAAAUGAACAAUAUAGGAGAAAAACGUUCUCCACCAUCUGAUGAUGAAGAUAGUACGGUAUAUAACAUAGAAAAUGAUGGUUGUCAACAAAUGACACCACAAGGAAAAAAGAAACCAAAAACAAAUAAUGAUAUAUUCUUUUUCAAUAAAAAAUAUAGUUAUAAUCAACGUAUAGUACAAAACCAAUCAAUGAGAGUUAAUGAUGAACAACAAGGACAAUUCAACAUAUCGAAUCAAGCCUUAAAUUAUGCUGUAGACAACAGCUUCAUUCCAAUUAAAAUUGAAUGUUCACCUCCAUUUGAAAAUCGGGAAGGUGCAAAAAAAUUUGUAAUUAGAUUAUUUAAAUAUAUCGAAAAUGAUUUUCGAAAGAAAUGUCCAGGUAAUCAACAACCACUUGGCUUUCAUCAUUGGUGGAUUGCUUCAAGUGGUAAGAUAUUAUAUGGUGUUACAAAUGAUAUUGAACUUUAUAUGUAUUUAUGCGAUUUAAAACAUUAUCCAGCUCAAAUUGAUGCUAUUAAAUUAAUACCAGAUCCACCAAAACGACUUCCACCGCAACACACCGUAGUUAUUAAAUAUGUACAAAAUGAAAUACAUAAAAAUGAUAUUGAAGAUGAACUUAAAAUUAAAUACCAGUCAGUCUUCGCAAUCGAGGAUAUGAUGGGAACAAUGCGGUCAAAUAGUCGCCAUAUUAGGGUGGAAAUUUAUCAAUUGGACGAUUAUAAUAAAAUUAUAAAUGAUGGUAAAAUUGGACUUCAAGGACAAAUUUUUGAAGUUGAAGAAUAUUUAGCACCCCCAAAAAUUUUAAUCUGUACCAGAUGUAAUAUUCCUGGCCACAUGAAGAAAACAUGCCAGUCGUCAAUUGAAAUCUGUCGAAGAUGUGGUCAAGAUAGAAAUGAUGGUAAAAAUCAUAAUGAAUGUUUGCUUAAAUGUCUUCAUUGUGGUGGUCAACACCUGGCCACUGAUUAUAAAUGCCCGAUAAUUGUUAAAUUUCGUCAAGAACUUCUUAAUCGAUUGAAAAAUGAUCGAAAUAAAUUACCACCUCAUGUUAAACUUUUUAUACCUGUUGAUUGUCGAACAAAUGCUGAUCGAAGUCGAUUUUUAACUUCACGAAAUGAUACAGAAAUACGUAAUUCAGUUCAAUUAAAACCCCCGAUAAUUAAUCCAUGGACAAAAGGACAAUAUGCACCUGUAGAAAUGUGGAACAGCAAUGAGAUGAAUCUAACAAUUAAAUCAUUAGCCAAGGAAUUGUCCGAAAUUAAAAAAAAUUUUGAAAUAGAACGAGAAAAAAUAAAAACGUGUUAUGAAAAACAAAUUAGAACAAUCCAGCAGCAAGGAUGGGUAAUGAUACAACAACAAAUUCAAGCACAAAAUCAAUAUCUUUCAUUAAUGUCAACUAUGAUGAAAGACAAUUUAUCAGCUAUAGGUGAAUUUGCAACAACAAUAACAUCAUUAAGUGAAAUAAUUAAAUCAAAAUAUACAGAUGAAUCUGAUCGAAAUAAGAUCGAAAUGAUGAAAACAAUGAUUAAUUCAUCUUUACAACACAUCAAGAAUUUAAAUGAUUCGUUUAUAAAACAAGAAACAAAUUUACAUUUUAUUAUGAAUAAACAAUCACGGGUAUUUGAAACGGCAUUAGAUUGUUUUUUACCAACAAACAAUGGAUAA